Messenger RNA from Pan troglodytes (chimpanzee), 2983 nucleotides. RefSeq lists its product as uncharacterized. Lineage: Eukaryota; Metazoa; Chordata; Mammalia; Primates; Hominidae. The transcript has 3 exons. The record is from RefSeq and is a predicted model, not a curated record. The coding region runs from base 1 to 1035 and encodes 344 amino acids.
AUGGGGAAGUGGAGUGACCGAUUCCUCAAAGUGUGGGAGCAGAGCUAUGGUAACCUCUUGAGCCUGGCCUUCAUCCUGUUCCUAUUUAGGGAAUCCGCAGGGCAGCCAGUGUUGAAUGUCCAAGAGGCCGGGGGAGUCAAAGAACGCCAGGGGCGGGGCGACCGCGGCUGCGGCUCCUCCUUCGGGCAGCGGGAGUCCAGAUGCGAGGGACGCCCUCCAGAGCCGAGCUGGGCCGGCCGGGCAGUUAGGGUGCUGGGAGGUUGCGGUGCAGGGUGGGUGGGUGCAGUGAGGCUGGAGCCACGCUGGGGGGCUGGGCUGGCGGGGGGAGGCUGGAGCCGCGCCGGGGAGAGGGAGGCGGCGGUUGGGUGCUGGAGGGCGCUGGUGCGGUGCCAGUGGGCGGUGGCGCCUUACGCCACCCGCCCCACCCCCGUCACCGUGCCCGCCCCACUGCGUGGGAUUUUACAACCUAGGUCCCCGGGUGGUGGUGGUGGAGGGAAGGGCGGCGGGGACGUUUCCGGGGCGGGGGAGGGGCGCACUGCUCCAGAACUGGACCGAGGGCGGGGCUCCCCUCUGCUUCUCGCCUCUGUUCCUGCGCUGAGACGCAGGCGUUUCCUGGCGCGAAGCGACUCGCCCCGGAGCUCCCCUGCACCGUCCUGGGUGUCAGGACGCGUCAACCCAGAUGACCCGACCCGGAGAUCCUCGAUCCUCUGCCCUCUUCCCCCUACCAAGUCCUUAACCGGAGAGGGAGGAGCUACCAGUGUCCUCCAGACGUUCUCCAAAGCCCGAGCUGCCGGGAGAAGCUUGCUCAAGGCGGGUGCGCCCCUCAGACGUUUGUUUGCACGCAGGGGUUUUGACGUUUUGCUAAUCUACAGCGUUUGCCAGGGAAUCAGGGCUGUUUCGAAGAGCUUGCGUCUAUUUGAUGCUCCCAUCUUGAACAAAUCGUUUCCAUUCGAUUUGUUUAACCAAGGCGAGGGCGGACUAUGUUGUUACUUAAAAGUUACCCUUCAUCCAAGCUGUCCUCAGAUUUUCAUCUAAGGGUGUCAUAACACCCCAGGUCGUUGCGCAAAUGUUUUGUGACAAUUUAGAAAAACAGAGGGGGGAAAUACCCUUAGAGAAAAAAUCAUAACCAACAAGAAAAUUAUGUUAAAUGAUGUUGGUCCUUUUUCAUCGGAUGGUCCCAGUUGACGCAUAGUCUUUUACAAAACCAGUGACUAUUCACAGUCUUCAAUUUAUGGCACAUCUCCCGGUGGGGGCGAAGUGCAUGAAUGGGUCCCACCUUAUUCACCAGCUGAAACUCUGAACAAGCCUUGGGGUUUCCUCUCCCAAAGACUGCCAGGCUUCACUGAGAAUCAAAACAAAACAGGAUACUAAAUGCCUGCGUGUUCAUGAAUCAAGUAUGUACAGUGAGAGAGAUCUGACAGCACUCCCUGCCUUCCCCCGAAGGAGGAGAAAUGUCAUGAAGCUAAGAGAGACUCAACAUGGAAAAUCCAAACCCUCCGAGGACAUUUACAUAGCACGGAGAGAGGGCUGAAUGGUCCAUCUGGGUGCCUCCUUCAUCCUCUGAAACCAGGCAGAUCAACCCUCAGAAUUCUGAGCCACGUUCCCAAAUGGUUCUGUGAUUUAAAGGCAAGUAGGCGCAGCCAGAAAUAGGAAAUACCGUGUCCCAUGCACUCGUGGGAGAAACUCUUCCCUCUUACUUCAUAUCUCAACUCUGCCAGAGUCAUCAUGCUAUGAGUGUAUCUUUUUUGGUUUCUUAGACAAAGUGUCACUCUGUCACCUGGGCCAGAGUGCAAUGGUGCAAUCAUAGCUCACUGCAGCCUCGAACUCCUGGGCUCAAGUAAUCCUCACACCUCAGCCUCCUGAGUAGCUGGGAAUACAGAUGCAUGUCACUUAGCCCGGCUAAUUUUUUUUUUUUAUUUUUUGUAGAGACAGGGUCUCGCUUUGUUGCCCAGGCUGAUGUCAAACUCCUGGGCUCAAGUGCUCUUCCUCCCACCUCAACCUCCCAAAGUGCUGGGAUUACAGACAUCAGAUACCAUAUCUGGCCCUAAAGGACUAUUUAAAAACUACAGUGAAAUUUUUUUAUCCAGGUCAGUGGAUAAAUACAGAAGCCUACAAACGGCGGGUGGGGAGGGCAGGGGGAAAGCAUAUUCAGCAACUCUGAAGCAUUCUCUGAUUUGGAUCAUCUUUAGUAACAACUGUAAUGACCUUUCUUGACACUCAAGGUGGGAAAUUCAAAAUUCAGAGGGAAAAAUGUAAAAGCAAUCCUAUAAAUCAUUUAGUGUGAAUUUGGUUUAAAUUUAUUCCACGUCAGAGAAGUUUCAUUAUUAAUAUAGUCAAAAGAGCAUGUCCUAGCUUCAGAUCUUUUCUGUUUAUAAAGAAUAUUCCUCAUAUUCCUAUUUGUAAGAAAAAUGUAAUAUCAAAUUGUAUGCAUAAUCUUUCCAGAUUCAACCAUCAGUAACUUUUUUGGAAUGCCCAAUAAAGAUUGAAAUAAGAAAGGCCUGAGAAAAUUAUAUUUUGCCAGAAACAUUUAGGUUCCUCUCUCACUUAGUAUACAUGUCAUUUCCUCUGUAACAUGGACAUACUUGGUGAACUUUUCAUGACUCAUACAACUUUCUUCAUGGUCAAGAUGACCUGGUCCUACACCUCUCAAAGUAAUAAGCAUAAACUGAUAAGACCCUUAGUCUUUUAAAAAAAGAAUACACCAUUUAUGUUUGACUAAAGAUGUACAUUUAUUAUUAUUUUUAUGUGGCUUCUGUAUUUGUCAUGCAUACUACAGAUUGAUUCCAUCCUUAGCCCUCACCCCACCAAUGGUUUCUAUCACCUAGGGAAUUGAGGUUUGACUUGUUUAAAAGGUUGAUGCCCUGCAAAAUGUAUCCACAUAUGUCUUCUCACUAUAUACACUGCUAACUGUAGGACAAUAAAAAUUAUUAUGAAUAUGUAAUAUGUAAACUAUAAUUAAAUAUACUUCAAUUUUUCAAGAUCA